ACUACUGUGGCACCCUGGCCUCCCACACGCCUAACCAGUGCCCUCAGGGUUUCUAUUGCCCAGAGGGCAGUAGCACCCCUGCCCCCUGUGAGGACGGCACCUAUGGCCAUAGUGCUGCCCUGGCCGAUGCCUCAGAGUGUGCCCCUUGUGAUGGGGGCAGGUACUGCAGUGGAGUGGGGCAGACAGAGCCGUCGGGGGCCUGUGAGGAGGGCUUCUACUGCAGACAGAGAGCCACCACAGCAACUCCUGUUGAUGGCCCUUGGGGUGGUCUGUGCCCAGCUGGCAGUUAUUGCCCCUCUGGGUCACCCCACCCGUCCCCAUGUCCCCCUGGCACCUUCAGCAACAGCACCGGCCUCAAGGACCCGCAGCAGUGUGUCAGCUGCCCCCCUGGGUAUUACUGUCUGGGCUCCAACAACUCUGCCCCCACCGGACACUGUUUUGCAGGGUUCUACUGCCCUGGUGGGGCAGAUUCCCCUGUGCAGAGGGAGGCUGAGGAGGGGCACUACUCUCAUGAGGGGGCAGUGCGGGCAGAGGCUUGCCCCCUGGGGCAGAGCCCAGGGCCGGUGUCUGGAGUGCCAGCCUGGCCACCUCUGCAACCAGACGGGACUUUCUCAGCCCCCCCUUUGCCCCUCGGGCCACUACUGCCCCCCUGGCUCGUCUGUCGCACAGCCAUGCCCACCCGGCUUCUACUUUGCUCAUACUGGUGCAGUAGAUGUGACUCACUGCAGUUUGUGUGAUGCGGGGCAGUUCUGCCAGAAUCCGGGCCUUUCUGCCCCUGAGGGUCCCUGUGCCCCAGGAUUCUACUGCACUGGGGGAUCCAGCACUGCCACACCGGUGAACUCGCGGUCGGGAGACAUGUGUCCGGCAGGCUACGUGUGCCCACCUGGCACCAUGCACCCUCAUGAGUCGCCAUGCCCCCCUGGCACCUGGAGUAACGUGGUCGGGGGGCAUGAUCUGUCCACCUGCUGGCUCUGUCCACCUGGGUUCUACUGCAACGCCUCCGCCCUGACCCAACCAACGAGUGUGUGCGCCCCAGGGUUUUAUUGCUCUGCUGGCGCUAAGAGCUCAAUGCCGGCCAAUGGAGAGAGCGGCGGACGCUGUCCUGCUGGGUCCUACUGUCCACCGGGUUCAGCCUCGCCCUCGCUCUGCCCUGAGGGAACCUUCGCCAAUGCCUCAGGUGUUGCGGAGUGCCGUAACUGCCCUCCGGGGAAGAUCUGCCUGCAGGGGGAGUCCCCUGAACUCUGCCCUGAGGGGCACUUUUGCCUGGGUGGUACAUUACAUGACAUCCUGCCCUGCCCUCCAGGAACCUACAACCCCUCACUGGGGCAAAACCAACUGGAGCAGUGCCUCCUCUGCCCACCGGGGAUGUACUGUGAGGAGUGGGGUCUGUCUGAACCAUCAGGACUUUGUCAGGCUGGAUAUUUCUGUCUAGCGGGCAUCAACUUUCGAAACCCCGAUGGGAACAUCAGCACUGGAGUGGGCGGGGCUUGUCCUAGAGGUCACUACUGCCCAGAGGGCACAAGCCUACCUCAUGCCUGUCCCCCAGGAACCUUUUCCAACAGUCUCCAUGUCACAGAGAGCACCAGCUGCAGCUCUUGUCCCCCGGGGCUUUUCUGUGGCACAGAGGGUCUGAUCCGCCCAUCUGGUCCCUGUCAGCAGGGCUUCUACUGCCCUGCCGGUGCCUCCACUGCCAUGGGAGCGGGCAGCGGAGGAGGCCCAUGCCCGGUGGCACACUACUGCCCCACUGGCAGUGCCACCCCAGUGCCCUGUCCGGUGGGCACCUACGCCAACCUCACUGCCCAGUCACGCUGCAAUCUGUGUCAGGCGGGAUACUACUGCCCCGAGCAGACUGCCAACUACACUGACCACCCCUGCCACCCUGGAUUCUACUGCCCUGAUGGCACUAAACAUGCCACCCAGUUCCCGUGUCCCCGUGGCUACUACAACCCAGAGGCCCUCACCCAGAGCUUGGACAGCUGCCUGCCCUGCCCCCCGGGCCACUACUGCGAGAGGGAGGGGCUCUCGGCCGCAUCAGGGAAAUGCAAAGCUGGCUGGUUCUGUGUGUCUGCUGCAUGGACCUCUCAGCCCUUUGAUCUGGACAAUUACACCAACGCUAACUGCCUGUGUCCAGCCACGUCCACCGGAGGGCGUUGUAGAAAGGGCUUCUUCUGCCCCUCGGGAAGCUCAGAGCCACAGCCCUGCAUUGCCGGGGCCUUCUGCAAUGCCACAGGCUUGUCUCUGCCCAGUGGGCCCUGCUCCCCGGGGUUCUACUGCACUGGUGGGGCUACUCGACCCAAACCCAGAGACGGGGUGACAGGAAACAUCUGUCCCCUAGGGUCUUACUGUGAGGAGGCAUCGGAGGAGCCGGAGCCGUGUCCAGUUGGCUCCUUCUCAGCCGCCGCUGGUCUGGUGAGACGCUCCGAGUGCCAGAGAUGCACAGAGGGGCACUACUGCAACACCACAGGGCUACAGGGCCCUACGGGACCCUGCAGCGAGGGUUACUGGUGCCCGGCUGGUCAGGAGGCUGACCGCUUGCUGCAGUGCCCGGUCGGUCAUUACUGUCCCCUGGGCAGCCCUGCCCCACUUCUAUGCCCCUCGGGCUCCUACCAGGACAGUGAGAAGCAGGCCAACUGCUCACUCUGUGAAGCAGGUCAUUACUGUGACCACAGGCUGGCUUCCAGAAACAUCUCAGUCCUGCAGCCCUGCCCGCGAGGGCACUACUGCCCCCCAGGGACGCGUUUUCCCACCCAGUACCCCUGUCCAGUGGGCACCUACAACCCCACAGAGGGCAUGGGCAGUCUCAACGCCUGCCUCUCCUGCCCCUCAGGGCAGUUUUGCCCCACCAUGGGCCUCUCCGAACCGAGUGGUGUCUGCCAGGCAGGGUUCUGGUGCAGAACCGGCUCCAGGUCCACAUCUCCGCUAAACGGAACCUCCGGUUCCACAUGCCCCGCUGGGCAUUACUGUCCUGCUGGUGUGUUCUUACCUGUGCCCUGUCCAGUGGGCACCUGGACGGGCAGAACAGGCCUGCAGGAUGAGGGUGAGUGCCAGCUCUGCCCAGGGGGGUCGUACUGUUCCACUGCUGGUCUCACAGCACCUACGGGACUCUGUGCUGGAGGGUUCUACUGUGUGGAGGGGGCACAGAUACCCACUCCCACUGAUGGAGUGGCAGGUGCUCCUUGCCCAGAGGCUCACUAUUGCCCCAUAGGAACCUCUCAGCCUGUGCUGUGUGAGCCGGGGACGUAUAUGAGCGCUACACAGGCCUCUGAGUGCUCAAUCUGCCAUGCAGGAUGGUACUGCAUCGCUGGGGUCCGGAUCCUCUGUCCAGCAGGGUUCUAUUGUCCCGAGGGCACUGGGGACGCCUGGCAUCCCUGCCCUGUGGGCACAUACAGUCCUGCCACGGGUCUGGGCAUGCUGUCGGAGUGCCGUGUGUGUGAUGGAGGGCACUACUGCAGCGUGCCAAACGCCACCUCCGUCUCAGGGCCCUGCUCCGAGGGUUACUACUGCUUACCUGGCAGUACCACCCCACGGCCCCUCACCACGGAGGAAGGAGGACCAUGCCCUGUUGGUCACUUCUGCCCAGAGGCCACAGCGCUUCCACAUGCAUGUCCUGAAGGCACCUACAGCAACAUCUCUAAAUUAACCUCACAGGUGAGCUGCACACUGUGCUCCCCUGGCCACUACUGCGGCUCAGCAGGUCUGAGUGCACCGACUGGGGAAUGCUGGGAAGGCUAUUACUGCCAGCAGGGGGCAGUAUAUCCCAACCCACACAGCAGGGAUGCUCAGGGAGGGCCCUGUCCUGCAGGACACUACUGCCCCCGGGCCUCCACGCGGCCCCUCCUCUGCCCAGCAGGACGACUCAGCACUGAGGAGGGACAGGCCACCUGCAGUCUCUGUCCACAGGGUUACUACUGUCCUGGCACUGGCUCGGCCAAUCAGAGUGUAGAGUGUCCUGUUGGUCACUACUGCCCCGCUGGCACCAGCACUGCGUACCAGCACCCGUGCCCAGCUGGCACCGUAAAUCCACGGCAGAGAAUGGGCACAGCCGACGGCUGCAUGCCAUGCCCUCCAGGUUUCUUCUGUGCAUGGUCUGGUCAGAGUGAGCCGGCUGGCCGCUGUUCUGCUGGUUUCUUCUGCUCUGCGGGCGCCGCGUCCCCGCGGCCACAGGACGGCACAACGGGGGACAGCUGCCCUCAAGGCCACUACUGUCCCUCUGGGGCCUCCGUACCUCUUCCCUGUCCCACCGGCCGCUACAGCAACACCACGGGCAACGCCCACCUGUCGGACUGCCAGCCCUGUACAGCUGGUUUCUCCUGUUCCAGUAGGGGGCUCUCUCUCCCCUCUGAAGUGUGCCCAGCGGGAUUCUACUGCCCUAAUGGGGAGAGUUCCAACCAUUCCAGCCCUAAAGCCUGCCCCCCGGGCUACAUCUGCCCCCCAGGCAGUCCUGUCCCAACCCCCUGUCCUGCAGGAACCUAUCAGGACCAACCUGGACAGACCCAGUGUGCCCCCUGUCCAGCUGGCUUCUUCUGCGGCGCCUCACUGCAUCCUGACACAGGGCUGGCCGAAGGCUCCCACGCCCCCACUGCUUGCCCCCAGGGGCACUACUGCCCAUUAGGCACCAGGGCUGCUCAGGACUUCCCCUGUCCUGUGGGCUCCUUCAGUGGCCAGUGGGGCAUACGCAGCAGGAGCCAGUGCGCCCCCUGUCCACCAGGCCUGUACUGCGGCUCAGCGGGGCUGGCUGCCCCUUCAGGAGACUGCUCUCCAGGAUUUGUGUGUGUCCAGGGCGCCAUACAGCCACAACCCCCAGGUGACCUGACGGGCGGCCAGUGCCCUGCAGGCUUCUACUGCCCCGCGGGCACCACACACGCCAUGCCCUGCCCCCCCGGCUCCUUCAGCCCAGCAGAAGGUGCGGUGUCAGAGGGUGCAUGUCAGUUGUGUCCAGCUGGUCAGUUCUGCUCGGAUAUUGGUCUGACUGCGCCAUCAGGGCCCUGCAGCGCUGGCUACUUCUGCUCACGAGGAGCCUCCUCACCCACACCUCUACACACAGAGACUGACGGUGAGACGGCUAUGGGAAGUGUGGAGAUAGAGACGCGCUCAUCGGUCUCGGCCAGUGGAGGAGUGUGUCCCAGAGGACACUUCUGUCCCCAGGGUACAGCUCAGCCCCUGCCAUGCCCCCCAGGCACGUUUCUGGGUAGGUGGGGGGCAGAGGAGGAGGCGGACUGCACUCUGUGUAGCCCGGGAUUCUACUGCCCCGACUGGGGGCAGACUGCCGCAGACCUGCUGUGUCCAGACGGAUGGUUCUGCCCACUCGGUUCUGAUGCUGUAAUUAAGCCCGAUCGCCAGUGUCGACCCGGUCAGUCAUGUCCGUAUGGUAGUGCCAAGCCCUCCGUCUGUCCACCAGGCAGCUACCAGCCAGAGCCUGCCAAGGCCAGCUGUAGACCAUGCCCAGCAGGUUUCUUCUGUCCAGAGGGAGCUUAUGAGCCCUGGCCCUGCCCAGUGGGGACUGUGGGGGUGUCGUCGGGCCUGCAGAGCCCGCAAGGCUGCUCUCCGUGCCCCCCCGGCCUCUUCUGCAACUCCAGUGCCCUCACCCACCCCUCUGGACCCUGCCGGCCAGGGUACUUCUGUAGCUCUGGAGCCACAGAUCCUGCCCCGAUCUCGCAGUCGUUUGGGGAUAUUUGCCCCGCUGGUCACUUUUGCCCCCAGCACUGUAGUGCCCCCCUGCCCUGCCCUGUGGGAACAUUCUUCUCAGAUCGAGGGGCAGAGUCUCGCCUGCAGUGCUCUCCUUGUCCACCGGGGGCGUACUGCCUGUCCCCAGGCUCCCCCCAGCCCUCAGGUCCCUGUUCCCCUGGUUACUACUGCACUGGUGCGUCAAACUCACCUGAGCCCCAAGCCAGCGCCUCACAGCUGCUCUGUUUCUGUCACCUCCUCCCACCGCACAGCCAAUCAGAGUACAGCAUCUGUUGCUCCGGCCACAACACAACAUACCCCCACCAUACUCCAGGCCGUGGGGAGAGCUGGGCUCCAGUGGGUGGCAGACAUGUGGUUUUCAUGGAGGAUGCUCCAGAAUCACCCCUUCGGUAUGCAGAGGACGGCUGUGCUAACUUCAGAGGCGCUACAUGUCCCAAAGGGUUCUACUGCCCCGCAGGCUCCUCUCUGCCCCUGCCCUGUGAUGCGGGCUUGUACUGCAGCACCACUGGGCUGCAGAUUCCCUCGGGUCCCUGUGAGGCUGGAUUCUACUGCCCCGGGGGCGCCUCUGAUCCUGCUCCAACCCCCUGCCCGCCAGGGCACUACUGCCCCGCUGGCACCCCUCACCCCCAGCCCUGCCCCCCUGGCACCACCAAGGGUUCUACUGGCGGUGCGUCUGAGGAGGACUGCUUCUCCUGCCCCCCGGGGUAUUUCUGUGGCAGCGCUGGCCUGGCAGCGCCCACUGGUGUGUGUUCCGGGGGGUAUUUCUGUCCCGGGGGGCAAAGCACACCCACCCCACUACAGCACGUGUGCAGAAAAGGGCACUUGUGUGGGGAGGGAAGCAUCAGAGAGACGCCGUGUUCCGCUGGCCGCUACCAGCCGGUGGAGGGACAGUCAGAGUGUGUGCUCUGCCCUGCGGGCUAUUACUGUCCACACAUAGGUUCUGCCCAGCCUGACCCGUGUGCAGCAGGAUUCUAUUGCCCCACUGGGGCGGUCACGCCCAGCCCAUGCCCUCCCGGUAGCUAUGGGAACCACUCAGGCUUGACUGAUGUAUUGGAUUGCACUCCGUGUGACCAGGGGAUGUUUUGCAGAGGCGGAGGAAAUGCCUCCCCUUCUGGCCCCUGUGACCCCGGCUUCCUGUGCAUCAGCGGUGCUGCCACUCCUGCCCCGACGGACAGGGUCACAGGUGCCAUCUGCCCCCUAGGAUUCUACUGCCCAACGCAGAGUUACUCCGCUGUGCCAUGUCCAAAAGGCACCUUCAGUGAGAGAACCGGACUCAGCGAGCAGUCUGAGUGCCAGCGAUGUUCUCCAGGGUUCUACUGCGCAGAACCGGGGCUGACGGCUGUGAGCGGACCCUGCCUCUCAGGCUUCUUCUGUCUGGAGGGCUCUCCAGACAUGGCCCCUGUGGCAGAGGGAUACGGGGGCCGGUGCCCAUCUGGGCACUACUGUGAGAAUGGCACCAUUUUGCCCAGCGCCUGCCCAGCUGGCACACACAGAGACCAGCAGGGCGGGAGGAGGAGAGAGGACUGUGCGUUCUGCCCUGCAGGCUGGUUCCAGGACCAGAUGGGGCAGACAGAAUGUAAACCCUGUCCUGCAAGAUUCUACUGCCCCCCCACUCUUCAGGAGGCGGGUGGGGUGAUUACCCCUCUGCCCUGCCCACGGGGGUAUUUCUGCCCUGGUGAUGCCCCUCAGGACAGCCCCGUGCCCUGCCCCAGGGGCACAUUCAGCAGCUCAGAGGGCCUUAGCAGGGCAGAAGAGUGCUCAGUUUGCCCCGUGGGGCAUUUCUGCGGCUCAGACGGCCUCACCCGCCCCUCAGGCCGCUGUGCUCCAGGCUUCCUGUGCCACGCCCGGGCAGUGGUACCCAACCCCACGGACAACAGCACCGGCUCCCUUUGCCCCCCAGGGGCCUUCUGCCAGGAGGGGGUCCUAGCAGGAGAGUGUUCUCCAGGAUUCUACUGCAGUGGGGGUUCCACCAGCCAGGAGGCUGUUCUGUGCCCUGCAGGGUUCUAUUGCCCCAGGGGGUCCCACACCCCCUUUGCCUGUGAGACCGGAACAUUCUCCUCAGCACCGGGAAACAGUCACCGUGGCAACUGUACAUCCUGUUUGGCAGGAUUCUUCUGUCAGGGAGAGGGGGUAGUGCAGCCUGAGAUUUGCCCUGCUGGUCACUUCUGCCCCCCUGGUACCUCCUUGGCCCAUCAGUUCCCUUGUCCUCCAGGAACACUGAUGCCCCUCCCAGGGGCAACAAGCCUAGGGGACUGCCUGCUGUGCCCCACUGGGAUGUUCUGUGCCCUGCCGGGUCAAUCGGAACCUACUGGGCCAUGUCAGGAGGGGUUCCACUGUUCCCUCGGUUCCAGCAGCCCAAACGGAACUGGAGUCACCAUGGUACUUCAGCCCUUUUCUCCGGCAGAGUCGGAAAAACUUGUUAUCUGCCCCGUUGGAUUCUAUUGCCCCGCUGCCACGCCUCAGCCCGUCCCCUGCCCACCGGGCACCUUCUCCAGCGCCCCGGGGCUCACAUGGGCACAGCAGUGUCAACCUUGCCCUGGAGGCCGGUGGUGUGGCAGUGCGGGCAUGACCAGGCUCUCUGAAGCUGAGCCCUGCGAGGGCGGAUACGUGUGUGUGGGUGGGAGCAUGAGCCCUCGCCCUGACGAUGGGAUUACGGGAUACCUGUGUCCUCCUGGGCACAGCUGUCCAGCGGGUUCGGCACAGGAGGUGCCCUGCGAGGCGGGCACGUACAGCUCCAGCCCGGGCGCUGCCAACUGCAGCCUGUGCCCGGCUGGCACCGCGUGCUUGGCCAGGGGUAUGCUGGAACCCGUCCUGUGCCCGCUGGGUUAUUUCUGCCCCAUUGGCACGGCUCUGCCCCUGCCCUGCCCUGCGGGCACUCUGGGGCAAAUGCCUGGUGCCCUGUCCCAGGCCAGCUGUUCCCCCUGCCCCACUGGACACUACUGCAGCUCCCCUGGAUCCUCCCAACCUCAAGGCAUGUGUGAGCAGGGCUUCUUCUGUCAGGGUGGAGCCAGCAGGCCAGCACCCCAGCCCUCGGCUGAGAUGCCCCAGAACGGACCGUGCCCAGCGGGGCACUACUGCCCCCGUGGCACCCUCUCACCUGUGCCCUGCCCCGCUGGCUCCGUCCGCAACCUCACCGGCGGUGUGUCUGUGGAGAGCUGCUUCUUCUGCCCCGGGGGGUAUUACUGUGAGGGGGAGGGUCUGGACUCCCCCAGCGGAGCCUGUGAUGCAGGGUUCUACUGCCCCUCCGACUCUGCCCCCACCACCCCCCACACCUUCAUCUGCACCAAGGGUCACUUUUGUCCACGGGGCUCCCCGAUGCCCCUGCCCUGUCCGACUGGUCAGUACCAGCCCAACAUCGGCUCGGACUCCUGCAUCCCCUGCCGCCCUGGCUUCUACUGCGAGGAGGCUGUGGUGGGGGACCCUCUACCCUGUCCGCCACACACAUUCUGCCCUGCUGCCACCAUGGUGCCCCAGCCGUGUCCCGACGGCACCUUCACACACCCACACCAGGGGGGUCUGAGGGACGAGAGGGAGUGUCUGCCCUGCCCUCCGGGGAAAUACUGCAGGGCAGGCCAGAUUAAAGGUGUGUGUGCAGCGGGGUACGUGUGUGUGUCCAGCAGCUCGGACUUCUCUCCUCAGGGCCAUGUCCUGGCCCAUGCCAACAGGAGUGUGUGUAAGUGGGGUGUGCAGUGUGCCGGACCAUGCCCAGCAGGUUUUUUCUGUGCGGAGGGCACUGAGCAUGCCCAGCCCUGCCCAGCAAACACGGUUCGCAGCUCCCCUGGCGCCAGCAGCCUCAGCGACUGCCUGCCGUGCCCACCCGCACACUGGUGCAAAGAGGGUGACCCGGUCCUGCACGACUGUCCCGAAGGGCACUACUGUGACGGCAUUGCGGACUCUGAGUCUGGGAGCCGACCAGGUCCCAGGAAGUGUCCCGCCUUCACCUACAGAGACACCCCGGGGGCGGGAGGGAAAGGGGACUGCCACCCCUGCCCUCCCGGCACAUUCUGCAACUCCACAGGUCUUACUGAUUACUUGGGGUCUCCCUGCCCUCCCGGGUUCUGGUGCAGCGGGUCCGGUCAGCCGGUUCUGUGUCCCGGGGGCACGUUCAGGACCCUGCCAGGAGCCGCUGAUGCCAACCAAUGUGCCCCCUGCAUCCCUGGCACCUACUGCCCAGACCCCCGGGCCACCGGGAUGCCCAACACAGCGGGAAUCCCCUGCCGAGCAUCCUACCAGUGCCCAGAAGGCUCAGCUCUGGAGACGCCGUGUGAAGCCGGCCACUACUGCGGACCCCAGACAGGGGAGCCGUCUCCGUGUCCCCCGGGAUACGAGUGCCCUGAGGGCUCACACACAUACAGCUCGCCACAGCAGUUGUGCCCCUUCCCUUUCUUCUGCCCGGCGGUUAGCUCCUCCAGGCUAUCGUGCCCGGGUGGCUUCAUGCCCGUGAACUCCACAGGCCUGCGGGGGUCUCUGGAGCGCUGCUGUGUGCCCUGUGAAGCGGGCACCUACCGCCCAGCGCUGUCCUCCAUACUCCACUGCCAGCCCUGCCCACCUGGGUACCACUGCCCCGCAGGAGCAGAGAGCCACAGUGGCCACCCCUGUCCAAGCGGAUUAUUUUGCCCCCCGGGUUCAGCCAGCCCUCUUCCCUGCCCACCUGGUUCCUAUGGCAACCGCACCAACGCGGAAGCCAUUGAGGACUGCCAGGCGUGCCCACAGGGCACCUUCAACCACCUGGCCGGCCAGACAGCCUGCUUCCCCUGUGGCAGCUCAGCCACCUCCUCUCAAGGAUCGUCCACCUGCACCUGCAUUGGGCGGAACCGGGCCUUCCAGCCGUCAGACGGCUCGUGUCUGUGCAAGACGGGCUUCGUCUUCUACAAUCAGCUGGACCUGAAGAGCUCCAGCGCCGACAGCCCACUGGACUGCCAACCAGAGGUGAGUAAGCGCUGUGGCUGGGGAGAGGUACGUCUGGCGUCGUCUCAAGAGUGUGUGAAGCCAUCUGAGUACUCCUGUGAUGUCACAUGUGGAGCUCACGGCGGCAGACUGGACGUCGACAUGGGGAUCUGCCACUGUGAGAGAUAUGUGUCAUCAGAGGAGCUGUGUGAUGCGGCCUGCUCUUCCCAGCUGCCCCUUAUAUCUGCCAGACGUUCUGCUGAUGGACACCUGCUCCUGGGGGUCAGAGCGCCUGAGGACACCCACAGCUGGAAUAGACUUGAGUAUCACAGCUGGAAUAGAAAGCUAGGCAGUGUUGUGGGACCUGACUCUCACGUCCAGGAUAUUGGGAAGAUUCACUUUGUCCAGUUUGACUCGGAUGGCGUGUUUGGCUGGAUUCUGAAAGAUCCCAGACUGAUAGACAGAAUGCUGAAAGAGCCUGUAGAGACCCUUGGCAGUGUUCCUCGUAGAAAGCGAUCAUAUGAAGAGAAUGAUGAAGAGCAUUAUGAUGAUGGUGAUGACGAUCAUGUCACAAAGAUGGCGCUGCUGGAUCGUCCGCCUCGUAUCCCAAACCCUAUAGCCUGCCUCUCGUCCACAGACAUGCUCAUAUUUCACCUGCACAUCAACCACACAGACCGCCUCCACAGCCAUUUCCCAGUAUACCAGAAGGACCAUCUCUUUAACAGCAACCCCAGCUGGGACUAUGGAGCCUUUAGAAGACUGCAGUACCUGAUGACACACACACAGUUUAACUCCUCUAGGUUUGCCCAUGUGUUCCCUGAGUCAGGGACAUACGUGUUUGUGGACAACGCGGUGCCCGAGUGGAGCCUGGUGGUGGUGGUCAGUGAGGACGGCUCCGCCUGUGACCCCGAAGUGCCGCCUUUCCAGCCGAGCUCCCCCGCCCAGCUUGUCCGACACGGCGUCGUCCGUCGCCCACACCUCAACCUGCUGCCGGACUGGGGAGCCAUCGCAGGUAUCCUGGUGACUCUGCUGGUGCUGGUAGUCGUGGUAACGGGCACGACUCUACUGCUGAAACCACACAGACACCACCUGGUCUCCCAUGGCAACCCCAAACCUCGCUGGCGCAGUCUAGGUCAGCCGCCGGCACCUCUAGAGUAUGUCUACAAUAGAGAAAGUCUGGACGCACCGUCUGCGCUGGGUCUAAGGGGAGUAGGGGAAGGAGCAGAGGCUGAGGAGACUGCCAUCUGGAGAGGAGGCUGUAAAGCUGUGGGUAUGGAGCUGGAGGAGUUUAAUGUGAAGACUCUCUAUGACAAGCUAGAGGACCAGAACCUGCAUGUGGCGUCCCAGCUGGCCAAACACCGCAAAGACACGCAGGAGUUUUACCGCAACAUCUGCCACCAGACCAACACUCUCAGAGACACUCUUGAGAACAUGGGCCCUGAGAAGCUAAGUCAGCUGAAAGAGAUCAUGCAGCUCAACAGCAAGCAGCACAACAUCCUCUGCAGCGGUACAGGAAUGGGGCAGGAUGAAGGGUUCAUCAGCAAAAACUCCCUGCAGGUGAUGGAGGCCCUGCUGCCGUCUGUGGAGACUCUGCUCUACCGGCUGUGUGGAGAGAGUUGGCAGCAGAUGGAAGCAACAGCACCGUGCCUCAGAGACACGCGACACACACCCUGCCGUAGAGACACACGCCAGCGCGAACUCCAGACGGGAUACACGCCAUUUUCCUCCACUGAUCUGACAGAGCUGAAAACAGGGCGAGAGACAGAGUCAGCAGGCCCGACUCAGUGCAGUCGUGUGUGUGUGAGUGAUCAGGAGUUGUCUCGGCUGGUGGCUCUCACUCCUCUUUCUCGGACCAUCCAGGAGAUCCAGGAGUCUCUGCAGAGCCUGCCCCACUCACAGGAAGUGUCUGAGGACGCUUCCGCUCCACCCCUGGCAUGUGAUCUGUCCGCUCCACCCUUGGUCCCCGUCCCUCUGGACUCCCUCUCCCCACACCACUUCUCCAUCUUCCUGUUUGGAUGCCAGCUGCUCCGACUGCUCCGCACCAUUCAGGGAUUCCCCCAGGUCCUACUGCUCCUGGCCCAGAGUAUGCCCACGGCUGCCUGUCACACUGACAGCACGCUGGCCUACUGCUGCAGGGACUUUUAUUAUGACACAGAUAACCAGAUCCUCUACCUGCUGGAGUCCAAGCUGCAGGACGUGGGUCAAUUUGUCUGUGUCCUCCUGCACUCCAUGGCCUACAUCUCCUCUGGGUGCCAGGGAGCCAGACCCAGAGACUUUAUGGAGGCGUUCCACAAGGCCCUGUCUGCACUGGGGCUACAGCUGUUCACACUCUCUUUCACACUGGAACACAGCAAGAUAGAGGAUGAGAGCACCAGGAGCUUUCGAGGGACUGUCGUCGAGGACUUUCUGAGCGUGAAACUGUCCCCUGACACACACCUCUCACCUCGCUUGCUUCAGGAGAGGCUUCAGAAAUACAAAUACUUCAAACUGGAGCACCUUCUUAAUGAGCUCUGUCCGGCAAGACAGCCUGAUGAACUAUUGCCCUCUGCAGGAGCUGUGAGGAGUCAUGGAGCCCCUCCUACUCAGGUGUUGUGUAUGGAACAGGAGAUAAAGCGGCUUAAUGAGGUUUACCUGCAGUUGGACACACAGCUGUUGAACCGAGUCGCACACACGCAACGCUCAUCGGGGCCUCACACACACACUCUCUCGCAGGCACCUUCAGAGGCAGCCGAGGCUAGGGAGAGGACCUUGCUCCUGGGCCUGCGGCAGCACAGCGUGGCCAAGAGGCUGCAGGAGAUGAGAGAGAGGCUCUCUCGGAUCACGCCCCAGACAGCAGUCGCGUCUGAGAAGAUACACUCUGCUCAGCACACACCACACAGCUCUCUCGUGACGGAGAGAACACACGCGGCCGACACACACACCAAGUCACAGGAGCUGAGGUCAGAGAGCGACCGCAGCGUCUCCCAGCAGAAGGCCGAGAGUCAGGACACAGCAAAGCCCAUUGUCUAAAACACACACACACACAUUGCACGCACACACACACACAUACAUACACACACACAGGCGCACACACACACACACGCACACACACACGCACGCGCACACACACACACACACACACACACACACACACAGCAAAGCCCUCUCUAGAGCCUGAGAGAUCAUUCUGAAACAGACUCUCCAGUUCUGAGAGAGUGAGAGAGAAACUCCUCAGGCAGGACAGGUGUGCUGUACCUACCUGCAGAGACUGAGAUGGGCCUGCAUGAGCCACUAACCUCACACAGUACUGUGGGGGAGUCCUGACACACACACACACACACACACACACACACACACGCCUGGAGAAUCUAUUUGACACAGUGUUAAGUCAUGCUUUCUCACCUACACCUAAAAAAGUUCCCUGACAGUGUUGUCAUGCUUGUACAAUCUAUGUACUUAUUGAAAGGUCAUGUCCAUACAGGCAAUGUGUGCAUGUGUGUGUUUGUUUGUGUAAAUGUGUCUGACUUGAGUUUAUUUUUAUGUAGGUUACCCUGUUCACUAUUCUCUGUGUUUGGCCCUGGGUUCCAUGUACUGAG
This is a messenger RNA of Alosa sapidissima (American shad), 14147 nucleotides long. RefSeq names its product zonadhesin. The transcript has 87 exons. Lineage: Eukaryota; Metazoa; Chordata; Actinopteri; Clupeiformes; Clupeidae. The record is from RefSeq and is a predicted model, not a curated record. The coding region runs from base 103 to 13581 and encodes 4492 amino acids. Gene Ontology annotation, cellular component: extracellular region. Gene Ontology annotation, molecular function: chitin binding.